Messenger RNA from Drosophila montana, 719 nucleotides. RefSeq lists its product as uncharacterized. The transcript has 3 exons. The record is from RefSeq and is a predicted model, not a curated record. Lineage: Eukaryota; Metazoa; Arthropoda; Insecta; Diptera; Drosophilidae. Bases 132 to 530 code for a protein of 132 amino acids.
CGAAAUUCUCAUUCGGACUAGUUCACUAGUCCUGAACAUAUCGUAUAAUCACGUAAAUAAUAUAUAUUUUAUAUAAAUAUAAAAAUAUCACAAAUUUGCUUAAGCAAAACACUAGGUAAAAAAGUCCAAAGAUGUCCACAGAUGACACAGAUGAAGAUGAAUUGACUUAUGUUAACUAUGAUACGGCUAGAUCUCUGCCUGGCAUAGCUAAACGCCCAUCGGCCUACUCAACCCUAAAGACGCUGAGGGAGAAAAGAGAAAAGAAAUAUAAGAAAAAAGAUAAGUCGAAGAAAGCACUAAAGGUCACCGUGGCCACACAGACCGAAAAAUAUAUGGAAAUAUUAUGGCUGGAGGAGUUGAUAACCAAUUCGAGCAGGGAGAAGAAUGCAUUGAGUCCCAAGUGCGAGUACGAUAGCUUUGUGUCCGAGCAGCUAUCAUCGAUAUUGUUCUCCCUAUCGGUUGCCUGCGGAUUUCUGAUCGAUUUCGACGCAUUGCUGGGCAUUGUCGAGUUCUUCAACCUGAGAAUGUAAUCACAAAAUUGUAGUUCUGAUUCGUUUUUUUUUUUUAGUUCGGCUUUUUGUGUGUUCAAAACGCGCGAGUGCGGCGAGCAAGAUACGUACAUAUUCGAUUUUAAUGACCCGACCCAUAAAGUUCAGCUCAUUUGAUUUCAUGUCAAUUGUCUUGCAAAAUGAUCGAAAUAAAUAUAAAACGCAAGUAAA